Molecule: messenger RNA, 1551 nt
Organism: Huiozyma naganishii CBS 8797
Lineage: Eukaryota; Fungi; Ascomycota; Saccharomycetes; Saccharomycetales; Saccharomycetaceae
Gene: RVS167
Product: amphiphysin
Exons: 1
Coding region: 1-1551 (516 amino acids)
Biological process (GO): actin cortical patch localization; plasma membrane tubulation; endocytosis
Cellular component (GO): Rvs161p-Rvs167p complex; medial cortex; actin cortical patch
Molecular function (GO): lipid binding; protein binding
Source: RefSeq, a predicted model, not a curated record
AUGAGUUUUAAAGGUUUUACAAAAGCGAUUGCGCGGGCACCGCAGUCCUUCCGCCAUAAGUUCAAGAUGGGGGAGCAGACGACUGACCCUGUGUAUGAGGAUGCAGAGCGUCGGUUCAAGGAACUGGAAACAGAGACUAAGAAAUUGAGUGACGAAUCUAAACGGUACUCUGGUGCUGUCAAUGGAAUGUUGACACAUCAGAUUGGGUUCGCCAAGGCGAUGGAGGAACUGUUCAAGCCGAUCAGCGGUAAGAUGAGUGAUCCGAAUGCUACUGUCCCUGAGGAUAACCCUCAAGGUAUCGAGGCGAGUGAACAGUAUAGGACUAUAGUUGCCGAGUUGCAGGAGACUUUGAAACCGGACUUAGCGCUUAUUGAGGAUAAGAUCAUCAAACCGUGCCAGGAGUUGCUGAGCACGAUUGGGUAUAUUCGUAAGAUGGCAACGAAGAGAAACCACAAGAAACUGGAUCUGGACAGGAAAUUGAACAACCAUGCCAAGUACGAAAACAAGAAGGAACCCACGCCUAAGGACGAAGAGAGGUUGUACAAGGCACAAGCGGAAAUGGAGGUUGCACAGCAAGAGUACGAUUAUUACAAUGAGUUGAUGAAGACACAGUUGCCUAUCCUGUUUGGGCUGGAGGCCCAAUUUGUUCAACCGCUGUUCGUAUCCUUCUACUUCAUGCAACUGAACAUAUUCUACACACUUUACAACAGAUUUCAAGACAUGAAGAUUCCAUAUUUCGAUCUAAACAGUGACAUUGUAGAGGCGUUCAUGGCCAAGAGAGGCAAUGUAGAGGAACAAGCUGAUGCAUUGACAAUCACGCAUUUCAAAGUUGGGUACUCGAAGGCGAAGCUGGAGAUGACCAAAAAACGUUACGGUGCCGGAAGAGAUGGUGCUGCUACUGAUGGACAAACGGGCACACCCGGAUAUGGAUCUCCAGAACCUGGCCAACCGGGUAACGUUCCACCGGGUUACGGUCAAACAGCCUACGGUCAACCAGGAUACGAUGAGAAGGCGGCAUAUAACCAGCCAGGAUACGGCCAGCCAGGGUACGGCCAGCCAGGGUACGGCCAGCCAGGGUACGGCCAGCCAGGGUACGGCCAACCCGGAUACAGUCAACCCGGAUACGGCCAGCCAGGAUACAAUGAAAAGGCGACAUACGGCCAACCCGGGUACGGUGCUGCAGCAGCUCCUGCAGCCCCUGGUUACGGGGCUGCACCAAUGUCCCCCAUGUCUCCUAUGUCCCCCGUGGGCACUGCAGGGGCACCUGGUGCAGCUCCAGUAGCUGCUGCUGCUACCACUGGAGCACCACCUCAAUACACACCUACCCCAACUGCUCAACCUGGUAUGGGUGCCGCACCAAUGCCCACCGGUGUUGAAACGGUGACAGCACUAUACGAUUACCAAGCGCAAGCUGCUGGAGACCUAAGUUUCCCCGCGGGGGCCACCAUUGAAAUUGUACAACGGACCGCGGACGUCAACGAGUGGUGGACAGGGAGGUACAACGGCCAACAAGGUGUGUUCCCCGGGAACUACGUCCAGUUCAACCAGUGA